AUGAAUGAGGAUAAUGAAGUGAUUGAAGAGGAAAAUGCUGGAUAUUAUUUUAACCCCGAUCAACAAGAAGGAUGGUAUAACUACGCUAGGCUUCAAACUUUAAACUCAAGUGAAGAAGAGGAUAACUUCGAUAAACAUCAAGAAGCUGCAUCAUUUUCCUCGCAAAUAGCACCUGGAUUCAUUAGGAAGAUGGACAAAAGCAAGUUUGAAGUCAGAUUUCCGCUUACGAAGCAAAGAUCAGGGCAUAAUGAAGUCAUUGAAAAAAAGGAAGGCAAUCCAACCUUUCCAUUUUCGAAGGAGAUUGCAAUAUGCAGCAAUUGGUGA
Messenger RNA from Ambispora leptoticha, 324 nucleotides. The record is from the annotation of a GenBank genome assembly. Lineage: Eukaryota; Fungi; Glomeromycota; Glomeromycetes; Archaeosporales; Ambisporaceae.